Molecule: messenger RNA, 2075 nt
Organism: Ruditapes philippinarum (Manila clam)
Lineage: Eukaryota; Metazoa; Mollusca; Bivalvia; Venerida; Veneridae
Product: glucose dehydrogenase [FAD, quinone]-like
Exons: 2
Coding region: 231-2027 (598 amino acids)
Molecular function (GO): oxidoreductase activity, acting on CH-OH group of donors; flavin adenine dinucleotide binding
Source: RefSeq, a predicted model, not a curated record
AGAAAAUUUAAUAAUCUACCGUUGUACAUCACGUAAAAGAAAAGAAGGUUUAAAAUAAUGACCUUGGUCUGAAAGAUAACUGUUAGACAAAGUGUAACCUAUUUGACUUGAUAAGAGUUCAACAAAAAGUCAGUACGUUUAGGCCAAUGACUUUGAAUAUCAGUCGUGGAAUAUUAAAACAAAGUUUCAAGUAAUUUGUCGGAACUCUAUUAACAGAAAGACAGGUUAAAAUGGAAUCCACCAAGAACCUUUCCUUUCUAGUCGUUGUGAUAUCAUUAGUUUACUUCUACAUGUUUCGUUGGUCAUCCAUGCCUUCUGUUGUUACAACUACUGAGUUGCAUGAUAAUUAUGAUUACAUCGUAGUGGGUGCCGGAUCAGCAGGGUCAGUUGUUGCUUCACGUCUGUCAGAAGAUCCAGAUGUGACUGUUCUACUUUUAGAAGCAGGGGGAGACUACACCGUUAACGAUUCAUAUCAUAUCCCUCUGCAUUUCUUUGAACUACAAAAAACAAAUGCUGACUGGGAAUACUAUACAGUUCCACAGAAAGAAUCACAUUUAGGUAUGCUUGAAAAUCGUUCUUACUGGCCGAGAGGUAAGCUUCUUGGCGGAUCAAGCAUAUUUAACUCUAUGCAAUAUACACGUGGAAGUAAGCAUGAUUAUGAUGAGUGGGCUGAUUUGGGUUGUAAGGGAUGGAGCUACAAAGAUGUCCUUCCGUAUUUUCUGAAAUCAGAAGAUAUGAGGAUCGAUAGUUUAAAAAACUCUAAAUAUCAUAACGUUGGUGGAUAUAUUGGUGUUAGCACUGGUGGCGUUACACCGAUUGCUGAUGUAUAUCUGAAGGCUGGUGAAGAAAUGGGAUAUAAACUAACUGAUUAUAAUGGGGAAAUACAAGAAGGAUGGAGCCCCAUGCAACUAACAAUACGCAAUGGUGUACGAAGCAGCACUUCGUUAGAAUACCUUGGUCGAGCUAUUGGACGACAAAAUCUUCAUGUAGCUAUCGAUGCAUUGGUUUCAAAGAUUGACAUAAAAGGUAAAGAGGCCAAAGGUAUAUAUUUUAUAAAAAAUGGACGGAAACAAUACAUAAAAGCAAACAAGGAAAUAAUAAUUUCUGGAGGCGCAGUAAAUUCUCCUCAGCUUCUGAUGUUGUCGGGUAUUGGGCCAAAGAAGCAUUUGGAGGAGCUGAAUAUCAAUGUAGUGGCUGAUUUACCGGUCGGCGAUAACCUUCAAGACCAUCUAUUACUGCACACGUAUGCUAGUAUGACCGAAGAUAUUGGUAUCACCCCAGAAAAGAUACAAAGCUGGAAAACACAAUUACAAUAUAAGCUGUUUGGUACUGGUAUAUUAUCUAUAGCUGGAUUAGACGCAACGUCAUUUUUCUGCACAUACGAUACAAAGGAAAAGGAUUGCGCUGCUGAUAUACAGUUCAUGAUGUAUAGUGUAGCAAUGUCAGACAAUUUCAUCAUCCUCAAAGAUGACGUAGCGAAGGAUUUUCUUUUUCCCAAAGACUCCUUGGGAUUCACAACAGUCAUAAGCCUUUUGGAUCCAAAAAGUGUUGGCACAAUUAGACUUAAAAGCGCUGAUCCAUUCGAUUACCCUUUAAUUGAUCCACAAUAUUUGACAGAUAAACGUGAUAUUGACGCCUAUGUCAGAGCUUUCCGUCUUUGGGAAAAAUACCUUUCAACACCUUCUAUGAAAAAGAUAGGAGCCAGCAUAGACAAAAUGAAUCUUAAAAUUUGCUCGCAAUACGAGUUUCGUUCAGAUGAUUAUUGGAUUUGCAUAACAAAACACCUGGCUUAUACUGUUUAUCAUCCAGCUGGCACGUGCAAAAUGGGCAGAAAAGAUGACCCGACAGCGGUCGUCGAUUCGGAGUUGAAGGUCAAAGGCAUAAAGGGACUGCGUGUCGUCGAUGCAUCCAUCAUGCCUAACGUUAUAUCAGGAAACACAAAUGCCCCUGUUAUAAUGAUCGCAGAAAAAGCUUCUGAUAUGAUUAGAGGAAAGUAUACAGUGAAAGAGUUCAAGCGAUCUUUGUAGAACUUUAAUUCAUAUUAACUUUCAUGCAUUUGACGUCCGUUUAAUGUA